Molecule: messenger RNA, 2858 nt
Organism: Cicer arietinum (chickpea)
Lineage: Eukaryota; Viridiplantae; Streptophyta; Magnoliopsida; Fabales; Fabaceae
Product: protein ROLLING AND ERECT LEAF 2
Source: RefSeq, a predicted model, not a curated record
AGGACACACAAAACGAGGUUCACUGAGUAAGCAAUAACUGUUACUGUUCCAAUAUUUUUAUGUUAAUUACUCGUAGCCGUUCACGUUUUUUUGUUUCUUUUUCCCAUCCCUGUCCUUGCCAAAUCCUCAUUGCUCACUCUCUCUGCAAACCCAUCAAAUUUAUGCUUCAAAACAAUAACCACACCGAUACACUUUCAGGUUUCUCUUUAUGCCUUCGAUUUGAUUACUCUUACCUACCCUUCAUUACAACCCAUUUCUUCCUUUGUACUUACCCUUCCCUAAUAAGGCUCAUGUCCCUUUCCUACCAACAUUUUUCGAGGUAACCCUCUUUCAUUUUCACACUCCCUGCUUCACCAUGCAACUUCGGUUCCCUUUUUUAUUUUGUUUUUCUCUGUCUCAAACUUAAAGUUCACAUUUUUAAUCAAGUUGGUCUUGUUCUUUCACAACCCAUCAACUUUUAUAACAUUUUUAUUUUUAUUUUUCUUCAUUGGGUUUGCUUAAGUGCUAUAAAAAUGGAGUUUUUUCUAUGAAUGCUUGCUGAAUGUGUGCAAUUUGAAAAUUUUGAAAAAUGGGUGCUUCAAACUCAAGAGCUGAAAAGAAUGAAGCUUUGAGUUUGUGUAAGGAAAGAAAAAGAUUCAUUAAGGUAGCUAUUGAUUCUAGAUAUGAUUUAGCUGCUGCACAUGUUUCUUACAUUCAAUCUCUUAGAAAUGUUGGUAUAGCUUUAAGAAGAUAUGCUGAGGCUGAGGUAUUGGUAGAAUCUUCUCUUUCAAUUUCUGAUAAAACCCCGUCUCAAACUAGUUACCCUUCUCCAUCAUCACCAUUAAAUGUUGCUGAGGUUGAGGUUUCAGAUUCACCUUUGCACAACGAAAGUCCUCUUUCACAAUCUGUUCCUUCUCUUAGUUACAUGAGAUCAGGUGGUAAUGCUUCUGUCACUGUUACAAUUGAUCCUUGUGGUGGUAACAACUAUUUGGAUGAUGAAUCAACUGUGUUUCCUCCUCCACCUCCACCCGAGUUAGGUGCAUCUUGGGAUUUCUUUGAUCCUGGAGAGGAUAGUGAGAGUUUCAGGUUUGUAGUGCAUGGUGGUGAGUCCAGAGAUUGCAGAGAUGAAGAAAAGGGUGAAAGGUUUGAUAGAAACUUCAGCAAUGCUGCUGCAAUGGGAAAUGAGCAUAGUAGUAGUUCUUAUGUACAAUGUUUUGAUCAUUUAGUUGUUUCAAGUGAUGUUGAAGGUUGUAAACAAUUGGUUGAUGGAAAAGUGAGAGUGGGACAGUUAGAGGCACCAGGUACUGAUGGUGAUGUUGGAAGAUCAAGUUCAAAGAAGGAGAAGAAUAUGGCUGGGAAUAAUGUGUGCACAGAAAGAGAGGAUCCUUCAGAGUUCAUCACUCAUAGAGCUAAAGAUUUUUUGUCUAGCAUUAAGGAUAUUGAGCAUCGGUUCAUUCGAGCUUCAGAAUCUGGUAGGGAGGUUUCAAGGCUGUUAGAGGCAAAUAGAAUCAAGGUUGGAUUUUCUGAGGCAAAAGGGAAGUCGUCGACGAUGGAUUUGAUCACGGCUAUCCAGCCUGUUUGUUGCCGCAGAAAGGCUUCACCUGUUUUCCAGGAACCUGUACAAAAAAUUAUUAGUUGGAAAAGGACAGCAUCUUUUCGAUCAUCCUCGUCUAGGAACCCUUUGGCUUCAAAAUCAAGGGAAGAUAUUGAUGACAGUGGAAGUGACUUCGUUGAAGAAUUCUGCAUGAUUGCUGGAAGCCAUUCAUCCACCCUUGACAGACUGUAUGCGUGGGAGCGAAAACUCUAUGAUGAAGUUAAGGCUAGUGAAUCCAUCAGGAAGGACUAUGAUCGAAAAUGUCACCAGCUUAGGCAUCAAUUUGCAAAAGACCAAGGUACUCAAGUCAUUGACAAGACCAGGGCGACUGUGAAGGAUCUGCAUUCGCGAAUAAGAGUGGCUAUUUAUUCCGUCGAUUCGAUAUCUAAAAGAAUUGAAAAAAUGAGGGAUGAAGAGUUGUGUCCACAACUUCUGGAAUUAACAGAGGGAUUGGUCAGGAUGUGGAAGGCUAUGCUUGAAUGUCAUCAUGCACAGUACAUUACCAUCUCUUUGGCAUAUCAUUCAAGGAACACAACAGGAACCUUGCAAGGAGAUGCACGCAGAGAAAUAAUGACUCAUCUGCUAGAAGAAAUUGAAUUAUUUGGUCUGAGUUUUGCAAACUGGAUUAACAGUCUCACCUUGUAUGUGGAAGCUCUCAACGGCUGGCUGCAACACUGCAUACUUCAACCAAGGGAGCGUUUGAGGAGCAGAAGACCAUUCUCCCCUCGCCGAGCUCUGGCUCCGCCUAUAUUUGUUCUCUGUCGUGAUUGGUGUGCUGGGAUCAAGGCUUUACCUUCCGAAGAACUUAGUCAUGCAAUCAGAAACUUUUUGUCUGAUCUUCACUGUCUGAUGGAGCAGCAAAAUGAUGAUCUUCUCAAGAAACAGAAUUCAACUCAUGCAAGCACACCAGAAAACGAGAUCAAAACUAAUGAAGACAAUGGAGCUGAGUCUGCUAAUUUGUGUUGUGUACAUGCAAGUUUAACCAAGGUACUUAAUCGACUGACCAAAUUUUCGGAAGCGUCGUUGAAGAUGUACGAAGAUAUCAGGCAAAAAAGUGAAGCGGCUCGAACUGCAUAUUAUAAUUGCAAAACUAGCAGGGCUGAAAAAUGUUAAUUCUCAACUAUAGAAAAACACCCUAAACAGAAAACUGUAAACACAUAUGAUCCUUGACUCUUUGCACUUGUUUGAAAAAGAAAUUUGUAAGAUGAAAAUCGGUGAAGUAUCUGUUAAUGAUUGUCAAUGUGGCGUGUUAAUUGAUUAAAUCUUAAAAGACUUUACUCAUCAA